Messenger RNA from Ostrea edulis (European flat oyster), 1515 nucleotides. Its product is annotated as synaptic vesicular amine transporter-like. The transcript has 18 exons. The coding region runs from base 1 to 1515 and encodes 504 amino acids. The record is from RefSeq and is a predicted model, not a curated record. Gene Ontology annotation, biological process: aminergic neurotransmitter loading into synaptic vesicle; transmembrane transport. Gene Ontology annotation, molecular function: serotonin:sodium:chloride symporter activity. NCBI's taxonomy places the organism in Eukaryota, Metazoa, Mollusca, Bivalvia, Ostreida, Ostreidae. Gene Ontology annotation, cellular component: terminal bouton; synaptic vesicle membrane.
AUGUACGAGAAUCCAGUAUCUGCUAGACUACUAGUCGGGCAGGUGAAAUCUCCAAACGGUCCGACCAAAAUGCGACAACAAAAGUCCCCUUUACACACCAUGGAGCAAAUUCGGCACUUUGUAGAAACGUUAAAUUUUAGUCGAACUACAAUUCUCGUCCUCAUUGUUUACACUAACACGUUGGAUAAUAUUCUACUAACAUCAGUUGUACCCAUUAUCCCAGAAGUAAUGAUGGAGAUUGAUAAAAACGAAGAAUAUGUUAAAGGCGGAAAUGACAGCAUUAGUCUGGAUACCGCUUCUGGUGAUCGGAAUGUGUCGCUCACAUUUACGAAACAAUUGCUACGAGAAUCUUACAAAGCAGUAGACGAAAACAGCCAAGUUGGGUUUCUUCUCUCGUCCAAAGCACUAAUUCAGAUCAUCGCAAAUCCUUGUGUGGGAUUUUUAUCGGAAAGAUGUGGUUAUCAUCUUCUCCUAGUUGUGGGCACUUCCUUACUUAUCAUCACCUCGCUGGUUUACACGUGUGCAGGGUCGUUUGCCACCUUCCUUGCUGGAAGACUUGUUCAGGGUAUUGCGUCAGCCUUCUGUUCCAUUGCUGGUAUGAGUAUACUGGCUGAACUUUAUCAGAGUGACCUUGAAAGAAGCAAGGUCAUGGGUGUUGCUAUGGGAGGAGUGGCUCUCGGAGUUGUAGUGGGAUACCCUUUCGGGGGCUUUUUGUAUGCCUUCUGUGGACAAUCAACACCAUUUUUUAUUGUGUCUAUCUUCAUUAUCAUCGACUUAGUUUUUCAGGUCUGUAUCAUCUGCAAAUCAAAUUGGAUGCCGGUCUCUGCCAAACAAAAGUCUACUUCACUCAUUGCACUCUUGAAAGACCCCCUAAUACUCAUCACUUCCGGAAUAAUCAUGGUCACCACUAUGGCGAUGUCAACUCUGGAACCUAUCGUACCUAUAUGGGUAAUCGAUACCAUGAAAGCACCAAAAUGGCAGUUAGGUCUGAUUUUUCUGCCCGAUAGCAUCGGAUACCUGAUUGGAACAAAUUUCUUAGGAGUAAUAGCAAUGCAAAUCGGAAGAUGGCUGUGUUCGCUCUCUUGCAUGAUUCUUAUUGGAUUUUGUGUAAUUUGUAUUCCUUUCUCAACAUCGGUUCCUCAGCUGAUUUUACCUCAUUUUGGUAUAGGACUGGGACUGGGUAUAGUUGAUGCAGCCUUGAUGCCAUUGCUAGCUUUGUUGGUGGAUACUCGUCACGUGACUUCAUACGGCAGUAUUUAUACUAUUGCCCAGUUAUCUGUCAGUUUGGCGUAUGGAAUAGGACCUUUACUGGGAGGAGAGCUAGUGAAGCUGGUUGGGUUUCAAAGUUUGAUGUGGUCUUUGGGAUGUUUGCUAGUGUUAGUAAGCCCGUGUGCCAUUUUCCUGCGUUCUAUGAAAACUAAGGAGGAAAACAUGUCUUUAAUACUGAAUACAGAAGAAGAGGCUCUACACAGAGAAUUGACGUCAGAGUACAGGAGGCUCUACACGGAGAAUUGA